AUGCUUUCACAGAUCAUUCCAGUUCAGCCCUCUGAAUCAGAGUACCACGUGUCUUAUCCUGGCAAGUACCUUUUUACACUGGAUGAGCCCAACAGGUGUCAACAGGAAAGCCCUUUCUUAGUCAUCAUGACCCCGGUGGCGCCGCACAACAGAAAGGCCCGUGACACCAUCCGCAGCACAUGGGGAAGCGAAACCACAGUGCUGGGUCAGCGGGUCAGCCAUUACUUCCUGCUGGGACUCUCUGAUGGGACAGGACCCCUUCAGAAGCAGCUUUUACAGGAGAGCCGAAGACAUCAUGAUAUUCUUCAGAGUAACUUCUUGGACACUUACAAAAACCUCACCAUCAAAACCAUGAUCAUGUUCGAAUGGCUCAUUUCUCAUUGUCCCAACUCCUCCUACGCCAUGAAGGUUGACUCCGACAUGUUCCUUAAUGUCCACAACCUCGUACACAUGCUGUUGAAAGCCCCCCGGCAGCUCUACAUGACAGGAAGGGUGGAAAGGAAAGCUCCUGUUUCCAGAAAUCCCAAAUCAAAGUGGUAUCUGCCGGUUUCAGCCUUCCCUGAGUCUAAAUACCCGCCAUAUGCUAUGGGCCUGGGCUAUGUGUUCUCUCUGGAUCUACCAAAGAGGGUGCUGGAGGCAUCCUCACAUGUUAGGGCUAUUUACAUUGAAGACGUGUACGUGGGUAUGUGUCUGAGACAUCUGAGGAUACCGCUGAGCAACCCUCCUCACAGGGGACUGUUUGAGUUAAACGUUCCUCAUCCUGAAAGCCGCUGUUAUUGGACCUCUGUCAUAACGACAACAGUGCGGCGCUCCAAACAGCUUCGAAAGGUGUGGACAAAAUAUCAGACUCAGAUCAAACGUGGCUGUGCCAAACAGAGGGAGACGGCAUGGGAGAACAUUGCGGCUCGGGUCAAUGCGUGCAAUCCCGCGGGGAAGAAGCGCACCUGGCUGCAGCUUAUGAUGAAAUAUAAAAACAUUGUUCAAACAGCCAACAGAAAGAAAGCAGAUGCCCGUAAAACGGGUGGCGGCCGAGCACCGCCACCUCUAAUGGAGGCAGAGGCGCUGGCCCUGAGACAGAAUUUUGGAAGGCCAGCGACUGAGGGAAUCCCUGGAGGGAGCUCAUCCUCUGAGCCCACCCCCCAAGACACAAGUGCCUUUAUAACAUAUUCUGAUGGUGCUAUCUGCCUGGUGGAGCCCCCUCACGCCACAACAGACCUUGUAACUGAUGAAGAGUACGAGGAGACUUUGUCUGCUGCCUUCACAGAGGGGGAACCAGAAAGGCCUGGCUGACAUCUGUGCUGCCUUUACAUGAGCAACAGCGCUCUCUUGUGGUGAGACGUGACAGAAAACUGAAAAGAGAAGAGAAAAAGAGAAUAUUUAACAUGUUGGCAAUUAAACAGCGUGCACAAUU
This is a messenger RNA of Notolabrus celidotus (New Zealand spotty), 1411 nucleotides long. Its product is annotated as beta-1,3-galactosyltransferase 2-like. Lineage: Eukaryota; Metazoa; Chordata; Actinopteri; Labriformes; Labridae. Gene Ontology annotation, cellular component: membrane. Gene Ontology annotation, molecular function: N-acetyl-beta-D-glucosaminide beta-(1,3)-galactosyltransferase activity. The record is from RefSeq and is a predicted model, not a curated record. The coding region runs from base 1 to 1290 and encodes 429 amino acids. The transcript is spliced from 7 exons.